AUGUUUUUACCUAUAGAUAUGUUGUCCAUGUUCUUAUUGAUAGUAGUGUUUGCGAUUUCACGGGCUUAUGUUAACGUCGCCCUCAAUAAACCAGCAUACCAGCAGUACCCAGUGUUUCCAGGUACCGACUUAUAUGACGCCAGUAACGCUGUGGACGGACGUAAAUCUGAUCUGAGCACAAAUGGUGGUCAAUGUGCUAAAUCAAUUUCCUCAACCACCGCCACAUGGUGGGUGAACCUGACCAGCAUCCACAGCAUCCAUCACAUCACUAUAUACUUCAGGACGGACAACUUAGAUUCGUACACAGCAGACAGUUUACUUGGAUUCUCCGUGUAUGUCUCCAAUACCACAGAUUUAUCACAAGGAACGUUGUGUUUCAAGCACGACAUCUUCACAAUAAACACAAUACCUUCUGUCUUCACAACAAACUGUUUUGUUCAUGGACAAUAUGUCAUCUACUACAACGAGAGACUACCGGGAGUUGUCUACCCUUACGGUUAUUUCUUUUAUGUACGGAUUGACCUCUGUGAAGUAGAGGUGUAUGGAUGCCCAUCAACAGGGUUUUACGGGUCUAACUGCUCUAUUCCCUGUCCAGAUGUCAACUGUCAGUACUGUCACAUAGAGACGGGCACCUGUCAGGGCUGUAAGCCUGGGUAUCAAGGUCAUCACUGUGAAUUAGCAUGCAACAAAGGACUUUUUGGUGUUGACUGCAAUGAAAAAUGUGGACAAUGUCGUGAAAUAUACCAAUGUCACCAUAUACAUGGUACAUGUUCAACUGGAUGUGCUGCUGGUUAUCAGGGGGCCAUGUGUAAAACAGGAUGUGACAAAGGAUCAUAUGGUCUUGAAUGUAAAGAAACGUGUGGACACUGUCGAGAUAUCAACCAAUGCUCCAAUGUCAAUGGUUCUUGCUUAACUGGAUGUGACGCUGGUUUUAGUGGAGAAUUAUGUGAAACACGUUGCGACAACGGUUCAUACGGCUUUGAUUGCAAAGAGAAAUGUGGAAACUGUCGUGAAAUUGACCAAUGCUUUUAUACAAAUGGAACAUGCUUAACUGGUUGUGAUGGUGGUUAUCAGGGAGACUUGUGUAAAACACAAUGUGACAGAGGAUCGUAUGGUAUUGAAUGUAUUGAAACAUGUGGACACUGUCGUGAUGUAAACCAAUGUUCCCAUAUCAAUGGAACAUGCAUAACAGGAUGUGCGGCUGGUUUUGAAGGUGACUUGUGUACAACACGUUGCGACAACGGUUCAUACGGCUUUGAUUGCAAAGAGAAAUGUGGAAACUGUCGUGAAAUCGACCAAUGCUUUUAUACAAAUGGAACGUGCUUAACUGGUUGUGAUGGUGGAUAUCAGGGAGACUUGUGUAAAACACAAUGUGACAGAGGAUCGUAUGGUAAUGGAUGUAAUGAAACAUGUGGACACUGCCGUGAUGUGAAUCAAUGCUCCAAUAUCGACGGAACAUGCAUAACAGGAUGUGUUGCUGGUUUUGAAGGGGACUUGUGUACAACACAAUGUGACAAAGGAUCGUAUGGUUUUGAAUGUAAUGAAACAUGUGGACACUGUCGUGAUGUAAACCAAUGCUCCAAUGUCAAUGGCUCUUGCUUGACUGGAUGUGAUGAUGGUUAUGAAGGGGACUUAUGUAAAUCACGUGAGUAGACAAACACCAAGGUACAUGUGCAGGCGAAACUAGCAGCUUAUUAUUACAUGUAUAAAAAGAAUAUCUUAAAUAUUCAUACUGAAAAAAAAAAAUAUGGUAAACACAUUUUUUUAAUUACACGAUGCAAUUACAAAUGGAGUAGUAAUAACAUAUAAACAUGUUUACAUUUUACUUGCGGCAAACAUACACUGUAGUAGCGUAUUAAGUCAGUACUUCCGUAUAAAUGGAACAUGCUUAACAGAAUGUUAUAAAAAGCUAUAUGUAUCAAGGAGAAUUGUAUAACUUACUUGAGUACAAAGACCAUCUCUAAAAUUAUGCAUAGAUGGAUAUAUAAAUAGAUUAUCCAUGUGUUUUACACUGCAUUAUUAAUACUGAUGUAAAUUUGAAAUUGUCAAUAAACAAUGAAGAGAAAGUAAAGAGAAAUCAAGGUAAGUCCAAUAGAAUGGGAAUUAACCAGAUUUUUACAGUGUUUGUUUUAAGUAAUAUACCUUUAUUAAGGUCACUAAAACAAAAUCAAAUCAAACAACGUAAGUUGCACACAAUUUGUUUUAUCGUAUUUUGAUUAUAACGACCUAUACUGUGUGUUUUUUAUGUUAAAGUUCAAUGAUUUAUCAAUACUACUUGUAUGACAAGGUUUAGUAAUUUGACUUAAUAUUCAAUUCAUUUUUUGUGAAUGCUCUUAUUUGUGAAUUACGAGGGAGAAAACUGCUACUCGAUAUAAUCAUGAAAAAGUGUCCAUACCCAUGGUGUAUAGUUAUCGAAACUUUACGCCCACAAAAUUGACUUCUGUCGAUUUUAAUAUAGGUAAACGCAUGGUGUAAUUCAAGUUGCCAAUUAAAUUCAAAGUUCGAUAACUCUUAUUUGUUAAACAUAAAAAUAUGAAUCGAUGACAAAUACAGUUUUCUUCAUAAUAAAAAACUAUAUAUUUUUUGACUAUCCGGACAAUAGAAAGUUUAUGUUCCCAUCGAUAGCAAUUAUUUUUUAUCGACGUCGCCAUUUAAAAUAAUUUUUGUUUUUGGGAAACAUAAACUAUCUAUCGUCCUCAAAGCAUGUAAGUACGUAUAUAAUAUUCAUAAAUGUUUACAACCUUUAAUCCGAUCUUAGUAUAUAUCGCUGAUAUACGAAUCAAUUUUACUUACGGUAUUUGAUAUUUUGAGAUGUUUUUGCAAACUGUUCUGUAUAUUUUGUGUACAAUUAAAAAGUACAAAAAAAAGAGAAUGAGACCGCUAAUGGUGCAUGUUAUGCGCAAUGUAACGAUAAACAACAGAUUAGCUGAUAUCAUUGUAAUGAUGGCUGUUUUUGGAGAUGUAUGGUAAGUGAUUUUUUUUUCUUAGCAUGAUCAGAUAAAAGUGAUAUUUGGGAAGCAAAGAUAAAAUGUAUUGAUGAUUAAUGAGAAUUAUGAAGAAUGCACGUAAACAAAUACCAUUCUGCGUACUGUACUGUCUACGACUGAAACGUAUGUUGUCAAAAGUAACAAAACGAAACCAAAGUUGAUAUGUUUUGUAUAUAAUGGAGAGUUAGGUUAUCUAUAUAAUGUGUAAUCAAGUGUGACUUGUUGAUGUUUAAGAAUAUUUUUCUUUGACGUUGAUAUCAUUUUGUUUUUACUUCAAUUUACCAGUAGUAUUUACAAUGGCUUAAAUGAUAUAUCUUGUUUUAGAUAAGCGCAACGUCCGGAAGGUUUGUCGAAAUUAACUUUUAAAGAAAAAUUAAAUCCAUUUUAGAUGCAGAAGUUCAUAGUAACAAAUUAAAGUUUUUAUAAAUAUUUACAUGUGUAUUCAUCAAAGUAAAGUAUUCAUGUUUGUAAUUUAAUUAUUGAAUACAACUUUAAUAUUAUUUUGACGAAAACGAUAUAUUCUUAAAAUUAAUGUUAUAUAUUUUUUCUCUGAUGACUGUUGACAACAGUAGGUAUUUAAAUGAUCUAAUGUGGCACUUAUAAAAAAGCUUUGUACAUUUAUAUUAAUCAAUUUCUCUUUUUCCAGGUUGUGUUUCUUCUCUUGAAAAUUAAAAAAAAGUAUAUAUGUACUCAAAUAGGCUUGGUGGGCUGAACAUGAGGGAAAUAUCUGCAUCGAUAUUAAAACAAAUUGAACAAUUGAAUAGGUGUAAAUAUUCUUGGAUUCGGAUGGUGAUUGCCUAUGUUCAAAAAUGAAAUCUUUUGAUUUUAUUAUUAACAGUAAUAUAUUAUGAACAGGAAUUUAAAACAAUUAUCAUGAUUUAAUCUAACGUAGCUAUAUGAACAGCGAUCAUUUCGUCUUCCUUACUUCACUAACAAUUUGCAAUUUGCUUACAGGGAGACCAGGUGUCUUAUAAAUGUAAAUAAAUUUAAACGUUUCUUAAAGGAAUGCUCAGAUGAAUUUACAAUAUAAAGAAAACGAGAGGAAUUUAAUAGUAAGUUUUGUUAUAAACUGAAAAUUAUACAUAAUAUACAUAGAAACAAGCAAUGCAAAUAGCAAAUGAUAUGGUACUUUUGUUAAGAAAUUGAUAUACAUGUAAAU
Messenger RNA from Magallana angulata, 4146 nucleotides. Its product is annotated as multiple epidermal growth factor-like domains protein 10. The coding region runs from base 1 to 1653 and encodes 550 amino acids. Gene Ontology annotation, molecular function: scavenger receptor activity. NCBI's taxonomy places the organism in Eukaryota, Metazoa, Mollusca, Bivalvia, Ostreida, Ostreidae. The record is from RefSeq and is a predicted model, not a curated record. The transcript is spliced from 11 exons.